AAUAAUACUGCAACGUUUACCUGGCGAGAGGAUUAGUCUACAAAGUCCAGUUCAUUAGGAAGGAUCAUUGUCCUCACAAUUUCUUCAAAUCUACUCCAUAAUGCUACAUAUUUUCCUGUAUUUUGCGAUAUUUUCAAUAACUUGGAUUGAAAUCAGUUCGGCUCCAACCCUACGACAUGGCGUUGAAGAAGACGAAGAAGCAGUCACUAUCGCGCUUGAGUUGACUCGAGAACUGAUCCCGGACUCGGAACUCGUCUCCAAAAUUCGAUCUGACCUCCGUCUCAUCCGCCGGGUGGACCCUGCCUUGAAAAAACUUGUUCAUCACGGCCGUUGGCAUCCGGGUCAACUAGUCACGAGAGGACUGACCCCCACACAGGUCAAGGAACUGGAGGAGAGUGAGUUUAAACCGGUGAAAGUUCUUCCGAGGGGAAAUCGGGACGUUGUCCUCCUCUUCAAGAAACCUUAUCAUCCCGAACAUCUCGCAAAAUUGGUCAAGUUCCGUUUUGGCUUUGACUCUAAGCCAAACUACGUGAAUAUUAAAGAAGGGCGAACUCGUAUUUUGUACAGGGGUGAUUUAUCGACUUAUUUCUGGAACUCGGUAAAUGGUAAGAAUUGCUUGGACGGGUGCGACACGCAGUAUUCUGUGUCGUUUAAGGAACAAGAAGUUGAGCACGAUUACAGAUUUGAUUCUAAAGUGAAAAAUUUAUUAAAAAUUACAAAUGCAAAAUGACAAAUUUUGAUAAUGUGACGAAUUAGCUCUUAAUGAAAUAAUGAAAUAAAUGACAAUUAUCUUGACGCCUUA
Molecule: messenger RNA, 802 nt
Organism: Folsomia candida
Lineage: Eukaryota; Metazoa; Arthropoda; Collembola; Entomobryomorpha; Isotomidae
Exons: 2
Coding region: 101-730 (209 amino acids)
Source: RefSeq, a predicted model, not a curated record